Messenger RNA from Aspergillus oryzae RIB40, 1512 nucleotides. Its product is annotated as FAD-binding oxidoreductase. Bases 1 to 1512 code for a protein of 503 amino acids. The record is from RefSeq and is a predicted model, not a curated record. Gene Ontology annotation, molecular function: oxidoreductase activity; FAD binding. Lineage: Eukaryota; Fungi; Ascomycota; Eurotiomycetes; Eurotiales; Aspergillaceae. The transcript is spliced from 4 exons.
AUGGAAGUCGCAGCUGAACCAGAGCUUCAAUAUCAUCGCCCAGGCGCUACCAUGUAUUGGGCUAUUCUGCAUAUUCUCGCAGUAGCACUGCCAACCACUGCUUUCGCUACGAAUCAUGCAUGCAAAGUCGUCGAGUCCAAGAUUCCAGGCCGCAUCUCAUACCCCGGGACAACAACGUACAAUUCGUCCAUCGCAUCUUACUACGGCGACCAAGAGCGUGCCUUGAGUCCCAAUUGUAUCCUCAGGCCUACCACUACUGCUGAAGUAUCCGGGUUUGUCAAGUUGAUGACUUCAAACAACAGCACGAGUAAGUUCGCCGUUCGGGGCGGCGGACACACCUUCUGGACUGGCGCGGCGAACAUCGAGUCCGGCAUAACCGUGGACCUGCGCCUCAUCAACCAAGUAGAGUUGAGCGAGGAUAAAACGAUAGCCCGCAUCGGAGGUGGCGCAGUAUGGGAUAUCGCCUACUCACAGCUCGUACCGUACAACUUGACCGUCAUGGGAGGCCGUAUUCCCGGGAUUGGAGUCGGAGGCUUCGCCACUGGAGGAGGAAUUACCUUCGCCUCACGCGAUCACGGGUUCAGCUGCGACAACAUCCACGGUUACGAAGUUGUGCUCGGAAGUGGUGAGGUCGUCUAUGUCGACCAACGCUCCCAUCCUGACUUGUGGCUUGCUUUGAAAGGCGGGUCCAAUAACUUCGGUAUCGUCACACGCUUUGAUGUGGCUACUAUUCCUCAGGGCAAGAUGUGGUAUAGCAUGCUUAAUUACAACUAUACAAAUGCCACGUUGUGGGCCCACGCCAAAGCCUUCAGUGACUUUAUGAAGCCGGAGAAUCACGACGGCGCAGCCAUGAUGGGAAUGUUCCUGGACUAUGUAGACGGUAAACUCCUUCUUUCGGACGCCAUGUGGUACACAAGGGAGGUUGAGGAACCCGCCGUUUACGACGCCUUUACCGAGAUUCCGAACUUGGGGGGCGUCGCAGAGCUCAACACUACUGACAACGUCGUGGCGAACUUCGGGGAGAAUAUCCCGUCUAAGGUGGACCGCGGAUUCCAACUAACCUUUUCAUUCAACAACCCGGAGCCUAGUGUUUACAUGCAACUCUUCAAGAUCUGGGAGAAGGGCUUAAGCAAGAUCGCGAAAGUGGAAGGCAUAUUCGUCGAGUUCUUGGUUCAGCCUCAUCCCGUUACGAACGGCACCAACAUGUUCGGCCUGACGCCCGGAAAGACGGACGACGUGAUGGUCGAUAUGACUGCUGCCUACACUAACACGGCAGACGAUGCGCUAGUUAAGGCUGUUAUCACGGACAUUGUGAACCAACAACGCGCUCUUUUGAAGGCGCACGGACAUCUGAUCGACUUUAUCUACCUCAAUUACGCGGACAUCUCACAGAAGGUGCUCCAGAGCUGGGGCGCGGAUAAUGUGGCGAAGCUCAGAGCUGUCAGCAAGAGAUAUGAUCCCAAGGGCGUGUUCCAGAAACAGGUUCCUGGUGGGUACAAAAUUCCCAUGUAG